Messenger RNA from Chilo suppressalis (striped riceborer), 1728 nucleotides. The record is from the annotation of a GenBank genome assembly. Lineage: Eukaryota; Metazoa; Arthropoda; Insecta; Lepidoptera; Crambidae.
UGAUAAGGUUCAAAUUAUUUAAAGGUUAUCUUAGAUCCUGUUCCCGCCAGUCUUUCCGGCGAACGGGCACAGUGUGAGAUUGAUAUUUGAUACUGUUAAAAUGUUAGCCAUCAUGUACCGCACAGCGUUGUUAUUGUGUAUUCUCGAAGUUUUUUCUAUUACGCACUGUUUUCUGCAUAAAUAUCCAAAGAUCGAGCUCGGGGAAAGAGAUGGCGGAGAUGCUGGUGAACCCCUGUUCCUUACACCAUUUGUGGAGAGCGGAAAUAUUACAGAAGGCCGGCGUUUAGCGCGGGUCCCUUUCACAGAGAGUUUGCGAAUUAAAAGCUACGCUGGCUAUUUCACAGUCAACAAGAAGUAUGACUCGAAUCAAUUCUUCUGGUAUUUCCCAGCCAUGAUACCAGAUAACAAAUUCGCACCAGUUUUGGUGUGGCUGCAAGGAGGUCCUGGUGCAACUUCACUAUACGGGCUUUUUACAGAAAAUGGUCCUAUGAGGGUCAGAAAUGACAAGUUUGAACGCAGAAAGUACACAUGGGCUUUGAGUCAUCACAUCAUCUACAUUGAUAACCCUGUUGGCACUGGAUUUAGCUUCACGAAAGAUCCGAAAGGAUACUGCACUAACCAAACACAAGUUGGAGAAGAAUUGUACUCUACGUUAAUACAGUUCUUCCAACUGUUUCCAGAAUUGCAGACAAAUAAAUUUUUUGUUACUGGUGAAUCUUAUGCUGGAAAGUAUGUACCUGCGCUGGCUUAUACUAUUCACAAAAAAAAUCCUACUGCUCAAAUAAAAAUAAAUUUGAAAGGUAUAGCUAUUGGUAAUGGGUUAAGUGACCCUGAACAUCAGUUAUUAUAUAGCAAAUACUUGUACCAAAUUGGCCUCCUUGAUUGGAAUCAGGCAGAGGUGUUUGAAGAAUAUGAAAAUAAGACUGCACAAUACAUCCAAAAUAAACAAUGGAAUGAGGCUUUUGAAACAUUUGACAAACUGCUAAAUGGUGAUUUAAUCGAUGGUAAAAGUAUAUUCUACAAUAUGACCGGUUUCGAUUACUAUUUUAAUUACUUGCACACCAAAAAUAGCGAUGAAGACUUUGGACCGAUGCUCCAAAAGACAUAUGUACGUAAAGACAUCCAUGUUGGGGAACUGCCAUUCAACAAUGGAUCAAUUGUCGAAAAACAUUUGCAAGAAGAUGUGAUGAAAUCUGUAGCCCCUUGGAUUAGUGAGCUGCUAGAUAACUACUAUGUUGUAAUUUAUAAUGGGCAACUGGACAUAAUAGUUGCUUAUCCAUUGACAGUUAAUUAUUUGAGGAAUCUAAAUUUUAAUGGAUCUGCUGAUUAUAAGACUGCAAAGAGAUAUCAGUGGAAAGUGGAUGGGGAGCUUGCAGGAUAUGUAAAGCAGGCAGGAAAGUUGGUUGAGAUAUUGGUGAGGAAUGCAGGCCACAUGGUGCCUGGAGACCAGCCUAAAUGGGCUCUAGAUCUGAUAACAAGAUUCACUCAUGAAAAAACAUAUUCUGCUCCUGUGAGGAAGUAUCUUGGACAUAUUUUUUAAGAAUAUAAGAUAUCAGUUACAUUAAUCAUCUUUGAUACAAGGUACUUAUUGUAUGAACAAUACAAUAACAUCAUUAUAGAUUAUAAGCUUGUUUAUACAAGCCCUUUGGGGUUAAAAAAUGCUCAUUGUUCUAGUGUAUGAUGCAACUCGUUUGUUUUGUGAUUAAUUGUAUUAAAUUUCUAUUACCU